AUGUCACUCUCACGGGCAGGUCCCUCUUUGCGACCACUCUGUCGACGGUGCUCACAACUCCAGCGCCAAUCUUCCCUUGUCAUCUUCCCUUCCGCCCGAUCACUAUCUACCUCUCUCCCUUCUUCCCGGCAGUACGCCCGUCAACAACCCUUUCCUGUUCCAUCUACCGCUCAGCUUAAUCCGACUAUCCCGCGAGAUCAGACCGUUCCUCGAGCUCCACUGCAAAUCACCGUAGAUGACUUUAACGAGAAACCUUCAGCUCAUCCUUAUCAGAUCGUGUCGCUUUUGCUUCAGCGAGUACCCGAAUAUAUUGCUUCGCCCAGAGCCAGAAGGAAACUCAAUGCGUGCGGGUUAGAUACGAGGUUGGUUUUAUAUAAGAUACAGAACGAAUGGAUGAAGAAGGUCGAAAAUGACUUGGGGGAAUAUGCAGAUAAUAAAAAUGAUCAAGAGGUAUUACAGGGGUUGGCCAGGAAUGGGUGGAAUGGUGAAGAUCUGAUUAUAGCCAUGAAUCAAGGUCGGAUCAUCACCACUGUCGAAUCGAUGGCUCUACGAAAUUUCUUAAGUUGGAGUUUGACAUUAGAUCGAAAAGAUUUAAUCGAUGAUCAACUGAAAAUACAUAUUCAAAGUAUAUUAAACAUCACCGAUUUAACUCGAUUACCAUAUUCAUCCGAAUUCCUCUCUGCUCGAUCGAUGAAAAGACAUUUCCACCUUCAUAUCGGACCUACCAAUUCUGGUAAAACAUACAACGCCCUCAAAGCUCUAUCGAAAGCCUCUUCCGGUGCUUAUGCUGGUCCAUUGAGACUGUUAGCUCAUGAAGUUUGGGAAAGGAUGAAUCUCGGUACGGUCGGUGAAUUAGAUGGGAAAGGUAGAGCAUGUAAUCUCCUCACAGGAGAGGAAAGAAGAGUUGUAGAUCCUGAUUCAGGCCUAUUGAGCUGUACAGUCGAGAUGCUUCCCUUGAAUGGUUUGAAUGGAAAAGGGUUUGAUGUAGUGGUGAUAGAUGAAAUUCAGAUGUUAGGAGACGAGCAGAGAGGUGGAUCAUGGACUAAAGCUGUACUAGGAUUGGCUGCUAAAGAUAUUCAUCUUUGUGGUGAUGAGACUACCGUCAAAUUACUACAUAACCUCUUAGAACCAUUAGGUGAUCAGAUAACGGUACAUAAAUAUAAUAGGUUAACGCCGUUGGUGGUCGCUGAAGAAAGUUUGAAUAAUGAUUGGGAAAAAGUAGAAAAAGGUGAUUGUGUAGUGACGUUCUCAAGGACGAAUAUAUUCGCUGUGAAGAAGAUGAUCGAAUCGACUGCUGGGAAGAAAUGCGCCGUGGUGUAUGGUGCGCUACCGCCCGAGACCAGGGCGGAACAGGCGAGGGACUUUAAUGAUGAGAAGGGAUUGAGCGAAGUGUUGGUAGCUUCUGAUGCGGUAGGGAUGGGAUUGAAUUUAAAAAUCAAACGGAUGAUCUUCGAGUCCCUCACCAAAUUCAACGGUAAAAAAGAAACGCCACUUUCCCUCACUCAGAUCAAACAAAUCGCAGGUAGAGCAGGACGAUACAAGACUUCUUCCGAUUCCGCCUCAAAUAAAAACUCUGAUCUCGUUACUACCCCUGACGAAGCUCCUGCGGUCGGUGGACUAGUCACGACGCUGCAUAAAGCGGAUCUACCAAUCCUGAGGGAAUUGAUGAAACGUGAUUUACCUUCUAUCCCACGAGCCAACUUGGAAGUCCCUUAUAACAACUUGUCGGAACUGGCUAGUUUGUUACCUUCGACUACGACAUUCGGUGGAUUGUUAGAACAGUUUUCAAGUUUAGUGAAAGUCCCAAAAUAUACGACUCUUUCGGGAUACGAACACAAGCUCCCUUUGGCGGACUUGUUAGAACCAUACAGAGAUCAAUUGAGUUUAGCUGAGAUUGAUCUAUUCUGUUUCGCCCCCGUCAACAUACGUGAUGAAAGGGCGAAAGGAAUCUUCCAAGAGUUGAUUAAAGAUUUCUCAUUAAAUGGAUAUGUAGAUCUGGAAGACAUUUUCAAAUCUUCAAGAUUAAUCACUCAACUUGAACUUGUCGAAGAAACAUUACGAACAUUACCUCCUCUACCACCUGUCUUAGGGAUAGGUAGGAAAUUGUUAACUCCCCCUAUCAUCAUCUCGUCAAUACCGAUGUUGGAAACAUUACAUAAAUCGUUAGUAUUAUACAUCUGGCUAUCAUUCCGAUUGGAAGUAAGUUUCCCCGAUAGAUCCAAAGCGGUAGAAUUGAAAGAGAGGACGGAGGUGGUUUUGGACAAUUGCUUGGAGAGAUUACCCGGUUUGAGACAACGUAAACAUGCUAAAGGAGAGAGAUCAAAGGAGGUUGAUAGAUUGGUUAGAGAUUGGAGAAGAGAGAAUGUCAUGCCUAAUGGCACACGGAAAGUGGAAGGUGUACCUAGAAAGGGAUUGACGUGGAUUGAGAGGAAUGUAGCGGAGAGGGUCAAACAGAGGAAAACUUGGAGGAAUGUUAGGGUCGUUGGAGAGGGUGAGGGGGAAGGGAAUUAG
Kwoniella mangroviensis CBS 8507 is the source of this 2511-nucleotide messenger RNA. RefSeq lists its product as uncharacterized. Lineage: Eukaryota; Fungi; Basidiomycota; Tremellomycetes; Tremellales; Cryptococcaceae. Gene Ontology annotation, molecular function: hydrolase activity, acting on acid anhydrides; RNA helicase activity; ATP binding. The transcript is spliced from 2 exons. Bases 1 to 2511 code for a protein of 836 amino acids. The record is from RefSeq and is a predicted model, not a curated record. Gene Ontology annotation, biological process: RNA catabolic process; mitochondrial RNA 3'-end processing. Gene Ontology annotation, cellular component: mitochondrial degradosome.